Morus notabilis is the source of this 1822-nucleotide messenger RNA. RefSeq names its product mannan endo-1,4-beta-mannosidase 7. The coding region runs from base 323 to 1585 and encodes 420 amino acids. Gene Ontology annotation, molecular function: hydrolase activity, hydrolyzing O-glycosyl compounds. NCBI's taxonomy places the organism in Eukaryota, Viridiplantae, Streptophyta, Magnoliopsida, Rosales, Moraceae. The transcript has 5 exons. The record is from RefSeq and is a predicted model, not a curated record.
GGGUGAGAAUCAUAAUGCGGUAGUGAUGUGGGCCACCCCACUUCAAAAGACAUUAUUACCAUCAACUUUUUAACUACAUUGCCAUAACAUAACCAAGGCCAUUUUUGGAUUUUCAACAGAUUCCGCUGCAACUUAAUUUGGCCUAAAUGUGUUUCGGUUAGUCAUGAAAGAAAGUAAUUAUAGCGCAGAGAUGUCUAUUUAUACCGCUAUAAGGAUGCGCAGAGAUUUCUUAAUUGCUUUCCUUUACUUUUUUUUUUCCCAACAUAUAUUGCAUUUGGCCAAUAGAAGUUGAGGCAACCCAAAAAAGGAAAAAAAAAUAAAAAUGAAGAAGGAACAAUGGGGUGUCGUUUUAUUUUCUCUGCUAAGUUUUCACCAAGUUUUUGCAGAAGAUGGGUUUGUGAAGACCAGAGGAGUACAACUUGUGUUGAAUGGAUACCCGUUUUACGCAAAUGGGUUCAAUGCAUAUUGGUUAAUGUACAUAGCCUCUGAUCCGUCACAGAGAGACAAAGUUUCAUCGGCUUUUCAAGAGGCUAAAAACCAUGGCCUUUCAAUAGCAAGAACUUGGGCUUUCAGUGACGGAGGAUACAUGCCUUUGCAGUACUCACCUGGCUCUUAUAACGAGAAAGUCUUUCAGGGGUUGGAUUUUGUGGUGUCUGAAGCAAGAAAAUAUGGGAUUAAACUGGUGUUGAGCUUUGUGAAUAAUUACGAGAACUUUGGAGGCAAGAAACAGUAUGUGGAAUGGGCAAGAAAUCAAGGGCAGUCCAUAUCAUCUGAUGAUGAUUUCUUCUCCAAUCCUGUUGUGAAGCAAUUUUACAAAAACCAUAUCAAAACCGUACUUACAAGAACAAACACACUGACUGGAGUUGCUUACAAGGAUGAGCCAGCCAUAAUGGCUUGGGGGCUUAUGAAUGAGCCAAGAUGCCAGUCAGAUCCAUCAGGAAACACCAUUCAGGCAUGGAUUACAGAGAUGGCAUCUUAUGUGAAAUCAAUAGAUGGAAAUCACUUGCUAGAAGCUGGGCUUGAAGGGUUCUAUGGAGCAUCAAAGCAGCAAACUAAUCCAAACUUUCAAGUUGGAACCGAUUUCAUUGCUAACAAUCAGAUUCCUGGCAUCGAUUUUGCUACUGUUCACUCCUACCCAGAUCAAUGGUUAUCUAGUUCAAGUUCUGAGAGCCAGCAAGCAUUCCUCAAGACUUGGCUUCAAGAACAUAUCCAAGAUGCACAAGACGUCCUUCACAAGCCAGUCCUCUUCGCCGAGUUCGGCAAGUCCGGUGCCAACCAAAGAGACGAGGUUUUCAACACAGUGUACUCAGCCAUAUACUCGUCGGCUAGUGCCGGAGGCUCGGCGGUUGGCGGAUUGUUUUGGCAGCUCCUAUCACAAGGAAUGGACUCAUUCCGAGAUGGAUACGAGGUCAUUUUGACCGAGAGCAGCUCAACGGUGGCUUUGAUUGCUCAGGAGUCUCAAAAGCUUAACCAUAUUCGGAAGAUGUUUGCCAGGCUUAGAAACCUUGACAAGUUGAAGAGAGCCAAGGAUGUUAGAAGUGCUCAAUGGAGGGCUAUGAACAAGGACGUUGAUUCAAAAAAUUAAUUAAGAUGGUUAAAACUGGUUUUAGGAUCACCGAGGUCUCUGAAACAUGUCAAGAGUUAUAACUUAUAGUAGUACAUUUCGGAAAGGAAAACGAGAGGAGAUUUGAGAUUGGCUUUGUUUUAAUAAAGUAUAAGCCCUGCCUAAACCCUUCUGUUUAAGGAGAUAUUCCACGUGUCGACUGAUAAUAGGGUAUAAAUUUUCACCGCAUUCUAAUCUGAAGCUCUCGUCACUAAUUAC